CUUUGGUGUGUGUGACCUUAUUUGAUUAUGGAUUUCCCCUUGGGCUACAGGUUCGGGGCACCAGGACCACCAACUGAGAGAGAAAGACAUUUGUGCGAUCAACAUGAGUUCGCGAAUGUUGAAAGCGAUUCGAAGCCGAUUGCGGAAUCCUUUCCGCAAUUGCAAAUUGUUUUCUUGCUUUCGCAAGAAAAGAACAGAUCAUUCCAUCCAAUCUGUUGUGGAGGAGCCCACUAUAGAGCCCAAUAACAUCAUCUGCCUGGAGGAGAGACCAGAGCAGAAUUUGGAGUCAGGCACGGACAUCUGCCAGGAGACUCCACUAACCCCUGAUACAGAGAUCUGUCAGGAGGAAGAACAGCCAGUACAGCAGGAGAGCAAUAACAUCAGCCCCUGCCACUUCCAGAACACCAUGGAAGAAUGUACUGGCCCUCACACCGAGAGCUGUGAGGAAUUUCAAAUGGAAGCUGAGGAGAGCAGCUCCAAGGAAACCUUGGAGAUCUGUGAUGACCCUCAGCAGGAGACUUGCCAGGAGAGACCUCAGGAAUGCGGCAAUAAUACCUGCCUGCCUGAGCUCUCUGAGCAAGAGGAUCCUCACACCAUCGAGGAGGAUCCAACAGCCUAUAAUGAGGCUGAACAACCACCAAUGAGGCAGGAGAGCUCUAACCCCAGCCCCUGCCACUUCCAGAACAUGAUGGAAGAAACAGACCCUCACCCCGACACCUGUGAGGAACCUCCAGAAGACCCUGGCUAUAACACCUGCCAGGAGGAGACACCAGGGCAGGACUUGGAGUCGGGCACGGACAUCUGCCAGGAGACUCCAGAGGUCCCUGCACCCGAUCUCUGCCAGGAAUUGGACUGGGAAUACAAUUCCUGGUACGAGCGUUGCAUCAGGGAGGAGGCCCUGAUGCAAAUGAGUGAAGAAGGCCUUCAGGAGGAAACACGAGAGAAGGCCAUGGAGUCAGGCCCGGACAUCUGCCAGGAGACUCCAGAGGUCCCCGAUCCUAAGACCUGCCAGGAAUUGGACUGGGAAUACAAUUCCUGGUACGAGAGAUGCAUCAGAGAAGAAGCUCUGAUGCAAAUGAGUGUAGAAGGCCAUCAGGAGGAAACACCAGAGGAGACUAUGGAGUCAGGCACAAACAUCUGCCAGGAGACUCCAGAGGUCCCCACUCCUGAAACCUGCCAGGAGACACCACAGGAAUCUGGCUCUAACAUUUGCCAGCCUGAAGUCCCUGAGGCAGAGCAAGUGGGUGCUCAAAACACCAAGGAGCAUGAAACACCCUCACUUGCGGAGAAAUUUCCAGAACCCGGAAGAUUCCUAAAAUUAGGGGAGCCCAUUGGAGAGGACCCCAAUGGAGUCAUUUAUGUUGCAUGGCUCCGCAGCCAAAAGAAGGAGGUGGCCAUUACUAUCAUCCAGGACGUGGAGAAGCAGAAUAAAAUCCUCAAUGAAAUUGAGGUACUUGAGAAGAUCACCGGCCACAGGAAUAUCUCGGACUUUUAUGGGGCGUUUUAUUUCACCGCCUCUGUUAGAGCUUCUCCAUACGAAGGACUAUGGAUUUCUACUGAGAUUUGUACUGGUGAAACAGUGCAGUCUCUAAUCAACACCAAGAAAUCCUUUGGUCAGGGCUGGAUCUCCUACAUUUGUAAGGAGAUAUUGAAGGGCCUGUACCAUCUUGAAAGGCAAGAGGUAAUGCUUCAUGACCUGAGCUUGAAAAAUAUGGUCAUCACCUCAAGCGCAGAUGUGAAAAUCUGUGAGUUUACCAUUGCCACGCUGGGAGCAAGAAGCAGUAGCACAUCUGGCCCUUUGCCAUACAUGGCGCCAGAAGUGCUCGCUAAUUUUGAAAAACCCAGCACUGAAUAUGAUUUUAAGGCCGACAUCUGGUCCUUGGGGAUUGCGGCCAUCUAUAUGGCUGAAGGACAUCUCCCAUUCAGCAAACUUCCCAGAACAAAACUCAUCAGGCGUGUCAUUCACGGUCCCGCUCCAACAUUAGCACAGGAAAAAUGGAGUAAGAACUUCCAUGGUUUUGUGAGCGAGUGCCUGCAGAAGAGUGCAGAGAGACGGCCAAGUGCGAGGCAGCUUCUUGCGCACCCCUUUAUCUCAGAGCUCUGGGAUGAAAGGGGUGUAAAAAGGAGCCUCAUGAGACAUGUGCAGUGAGGCCUGAAUCCCCGAAGCCAUAAAGCAACUUGGCUGCCAACGGGGGAGGGACUGGGGCACAACAGGGGUCCUAAAUACCGUCUUUGGACCCCUGCAUAACAUCUUGGUCCCGUUGGCAGCCCUUCGUGUCGGCUUCUUGAUGAACAACAGCAUCUUCUAACAAAUGCAUCUAAAAAGAUUGUCAUAAGUAUGGCAUUUAUUGUCAUGUUUUAUUCUUUGUUUACAUUUUCAAAGAAUGUAUUUAUGACAUAAAUGCUUUGCUUAUUGUAUAUUAAUAAAUGUAUACAAUAAACAUUCCAUCUUUAAAUGAUA
This is a messenger RNA of Xenopus tropicalis (tropical clawed frog), 2461 nucleotides long. RefSeq names its product STE20/SPS1-related proline-alanine-rich protein kinase-like. The transcript is spliced from 34 exons. Gene Ontology annotation, molecular function: ATP binding. Lineage: Eukaryota; Metazoa; Chordata; Amphibia; Anura; Pipidae. The record is from RefSeq and is a predicted model, not a curated record. The coding region runs from base 104 to 2149 and encodes 681 amino acids.